Molecule: messenger RNA, 1597 nt
Organism: Leptonychotes weddellii (Weddell seal)
Lineage: Eukaryota; Metazoa; Chordata; Mammalia; Carnivora; Phocidae
Source: RefSeq, a predicted model, not a curated record
CACUAUUUCUUUUAGUCCUACAGGAUCACAUGUUGAAUGGUGUAAACAGCUUAUAGCUGCUACAAUUUCUAGUCAGAUUUCAGGUUCAGUGACAUCAGAAAAUGUAUCCAGAGACUACAAGGCUCUAAGAGAUGGAAAUAAGCUGGCACAGAUGGAAGAAACGCCACUCUUUCCAGGAGAAUCCAUCAAGGCCACUGUGAAAGACGUCAUGUACAUCUGCCCAUUUAUGGGAGCAGUGAGUGGAAGCCUGACGGUGACUGACUUUAAGAUGUACUUCAAGAAUGUAGAGAGGGACCCGAAGUUUGUCCUCGAUGUUCCCCUUGGUGUGAUUAGCAGAGUUGAGAAGAUUGGAGCACAGAGCCACGGGGACAAUUCCUGUGGCAUAGAGAUUGUGUGCAAGGAUAUGAGGAACUUGCGACUUGCUUAUAAGCAGGAAGAACAGAGUAAACUUGGGAUAUUUGAAAACCUCAACAAACUUGCAUUUCCUCUUUCCAAUGGGCAGACACUCUUUGCAUUCAACUACAAAGAAAAAUUUCCAACGAAUGGGUGGAAAGUUUAUGAUCCUGUAUCUGAAUAUAAGAGACAGGGCUUGCCAAAUGAGAGCUGGAAAAUAUCCAAAGUGAACAGUAACUAUGAGCUCUGUGACACCUACCCUGCUGUCAUUGUCGUGCCAACUAGUGUGAAAGAUGCUGACCUUUCAAAAGUGGCAGCCUUUCGAGCAAAAGGCAGAGUCCCGGUGUUAUCGUGGAUUCAUCCAGAAAGUCAGGCAACGAUUACCCGUUGCAGCCAGCCACUUGUGGGUCCCAAUGAUAAACGCUGCAAAGAAGAUGAAAAAUACUUGCAAACGAUAAUGGAUGCUAACGCACAGUCUCACAAACUUAUCAUCUUCGAUGCCCGACAAAACAGUGUCGCUGAUACCAACAAGGCCAAGGGUGGAGGGUUCGAAAGUGAAAGUGCUUACCCCAACGCGGAGCUCGUGUUCUUGGAGAUCCACAACAUCCACGUGAUGAGAGAAUCCCUGCGUAAAUUGAAAGAGAUUGUGUACCCUUCGAUAGAUGAGGCACGGUGGCUCUCCAACGUGGAUGGGACACACUGGCUGGAGUAUAUAAGGAUGCUUCUUGCUGGGGCAGUAAGGAUUGCUGAUAAGAUAGAAUGUGGGAAAACUUCGGUGGUGGUUCACUGCAGCGAUGGUUGGGACCGAACAGCCCAGCUGACGUCUCUGGCUAUGCUGAUGUUGGACAGUUACUACCGCACCAUUAAAGGGUUCGAGGCUCUCAUAGAGAAGGAGUGGAUAAGCUUCGGACAUAGGUUUGCGCUGAGAGUGGGCCAUGGCAAUGACAACCACGCGGAUGCUGACCGAUCCCCUAUAUUUCUUCAGUUUAUUGAUUGUGUUUGGCAAAUGACAAGACAGGUGAGAAAUUUCAAGUAUAUUUCUGACCUUAAAGUUGAAGAUUAGAUGAUUAUUCAUGUUCGUUCAAAAUGAAGACGUGUGUAUGUGUGUAAAAAUAGGACCGCUUCUGUUAUUUAACUCGGUUUGAUUCUAAUUCACUUGGAAGUAUAAGCAGAAAAUUAAAGACUAUCAAUUUCUCACCAAAAG